Molecule: messenger RNA, 1528 nt
Organism: Apis cerana (Asiatic honeybee)
Lineage: Eukaryota; Metazoa; Arthropoda; Insecta; Hymenoptera; Apidae
Gene: Rpn8
Product: regulatory particle non-ATPase 8
Biological process (GO): proteasome-mediated ubiquitin-dependent protein catabolic process
Cellular component (GO): proteasome regulatory particle; proteasome complex
Molecular function (GO): metallopeptidase activity; protein binding
Source: RefSeq, a predicted model, not a curated record
GUGUUGCUAACUGUAUAAUUUCUUAUCCCAAAUGAAAAUAUAUUUAUAAUUUAAAAAAGAUUUAUUUUAAUCUUGUAAAAAUCUUUAUUUUUUAUUUUAUUUUACUAGCACAAAUUGAAAAAAAUUAUAUAAAAAUUAAAUAUAAAAUUUUUUUAAAUAAUCUUAAGAGAAAGUUAUUUCUGAAUUUUGAAUUCAAUUAUUUCUUUAAAUAUUAUAAUAUUUUUACUUUUUAGAGAUAUCUUUGCAAUUUAAUUUUUGAUGAACGUGAUAUAAAUUAUUUUCUUGGAAACGGCAUUUAUAUUAUUUAGUUUGUGUAGAAGGGUCUUUCAUGAAUGAUUCAGUGAAUAACUUUGGAUGUUUCUGCUGUGGCUACAUUCACGAAAGUUAAAGGAAUUGCUCAAAAAUGCCGAGUCAAGAGGUUGUAACAACGAAAGUUGUGGUGCAUCCUUUAGUUUUAUUAAGUGUAGUGGAUCACUUUAAUCGUAUGGGAAAAAUUGGUAAUCAAAAAAGAGUUGUUGGUGUUCUUUUGGGAUGUUGGAGGGCGAAAGGCGUGCUGGACGUGUCAAAUAGUUUUGCAGUUCCUUUUGAUGAAGAUGAUAAAGACAAAAGUGUGUGGUUCCUUGAUCAUGAUUAUCUUGAAAAUAUGUAUGGAAUGUUCAAAAAAGUUAAUGCUCGUGAAAAGGUGGUAGGUUGGUAUCAUACUGGACCUAAAUUACAUCAAAAUGAUGUUGCAAUUAAUGAAUUAAUCAGAAGAUAUUGCCCCAAUUCUGUUUUGGUCAUCAUUGACGCUAAACCUAAAGAUCUUGGUCUUCCAACAGAAGCAUAUCAAGCUGUUGAGGAAGUUCAUGAUGAUGGAUCUCCAACAUCUAAGACUUUUGAACAUAUUCCUAGUGAAAUUGGUGCAGAGGAAGCGGAGGAAGUAGGUGUAGAACAUUUAUUAAGAGAUAUUAAGGAUACCACAGUUGGUACCUUAAGUCAAAGAAUUACAAAUCAAUUAUUAGGUUUAAAAGGCCUUCAUGAACAAAUUAGAGAAAUUAGAGAUUAUUUGCUGCAAGUUGGUAGUGGUAAAUUACCUAUUAAUCAUCAAAUUGUUUAUCAGCUACAAGACAUUUUUAACUUACUUCCUGAUAUGACGCAAACUAGCUUUGUUGAUUCACUUUAUGUGAAAACAAAUGAUCAAAUGUUAGUUGUGUAUCUUGCUGCUCUUGUUAGAUCUAUAGUGGCUUUACACAAUUUAAUCAAUAAUAAAUUAACUAAUCGUGACGCUGAGAAAAAAGAAACAGAUAAAAAGGAAACAAAAAAGGAUGAGAAGAAAGAAGAAGAAAAAAAAGAUGAGAAAGAUAAAAUAAAAAAUAAAAGUCAGUGAACAAAGUGAAACUAAAACUAAUUUGUGUGAUUGAGACUGUUAACAUUACAGAAGUUCACAAUUGCAAAGUUUGUUUAUACAUGUACAAAUGUAUUUUGUGCUUACAAACAAUUGGUAUUUCAAAUUAACACCAAAAUAAAACAAAUGACGAAUGUUUUUAAA